CAACGCUCCACUAGAUGACGGAAACGAGCAAAGCCGCUGCUAAGCCCCAAGAAGAAGAACUCCAUUCAGUCACGUGAUGACGCUCCUGUGACGCGGCGGUGGUUGGAGUUCGGGUGGAGCAGUUAUAGUCCCUCUACAUCAGGGCAUUAGAUAUUUUUCCAGGUUUCCUCCUCAAACUAAUCGGAGAUUCGGCGUCAUCGUCAGAGCAGCCAGUGUUUCCCCCCGCAGACAGACAGACAGACAUACAGACAGACAGACAGGAUGACGGCGGCGGUGUUCUUCGGCUGCACCUUCAUCGCUUUUGGCCCGGCCAUCUCUCUGUUCCUGUUCACCAUCGCCAGAGAGCCGCUCAGGGUCAUUUUCCUCAUCGCAGGGGCCUUCUUCUGGUUGGUGUCGCUGCUGCUGUCCUCGCUGGUCUGGUUCAUCUCGGUCCAGAUCAGUAACAAAGAGAGUGCGGCGCAGCAGAAAGGCCUGCUCAUCUUCGGCGUGGUUCUGUCGGUUCUGCUCCAGGAAACUUUCCGCUUCGGUUACUACAAGUUACUGAAGAAAGCCAACGAAGGCCUCCUCACUCUCAGUCAGGAGGAAACCAUGCCCAUCUCCAUUCGACAGCUGGCCUACGUUUCUGGCCUGGGCUUUGGCUUCAUGAGUGGGGCUUUCUCUGUCGUCAACAUCCUGGCUGAUUCUGCCGGGCCCGGGACCAUCGGGAUCCACGGAGACUCGCAACACUACUUCCUGUCUUCAGCUUUCAUGACGAUGGCCAUCAUCCUGCUCCACAUGUUCUGGGGCGUGGUCUUCUUUGACGCAUGUGAGAAGCGCUGCUGGUGGGCGGUGGGCCUGGUUGUCAUCGUCCACCUGCUGGUCUCCUGCCUGACCUUCCAGAAUCCAGAUUACACUGCCACUCUGGUUCCUGCCUAUGUGAUCUUGUUUGGGAUGGGGGUCUGGGCGUUUUAUACCGCCGGUGGGUCCCUGAGAAACCUGAAACUCUGCCUCACGUGCAAAGAUAAGGACUUCCUGCUGUCCAACCACAGGCCAAGAUAACGGCGUGCUCAGCUGAGGUCCAGGACUCCUGCAGGUUUUCUUCACGUCACGCGUCUCUCUAGAAGAGUCUGGGUGGACCACCGUCUGUAUCUCCACAGUGAUUAGGGUUCAGAGAGGCUGCUUUCAGCCGUCUCCUGGUAGAUCCUCGUUUCUCCUCUCUUUUGUUGGACUUCAUUUUGAGAUGCAGCUCACCGUCUUUGGUGAAGAAAACCAUGAGUCUCCUGCAUGUUUCUGUUGCUUUUCUCAAAAGAACCAGACGUCUUCUUUGAUUUUUGUUUCAUUAUAUUACCUCUGAGUUCGUGGUCAACCACUGGAGUCUGGAAAGACGUUUCCUCACAGCAAAUGUUUACUUCCCCUGAAACGGCUUUCUAUUGUUUUCUUCAACAACCUGCUGGAUUCACGUUAAAGACUUCAAUGUCUGCUCCGGAUCCCAAACAACAACUUUUCUACUGUUAGUGAAGAUUUCAACUUGUUUUUUUGAAGUGAUAAGAGCUUGGUGGGGACAAAUGUAGUUAGAGGAAUGACAAAACUUUAAAUUGUAAAUAUGUUGACAUAAAUAUGAUUUGACUUGUUGCUUCAGCUGUCAGUCAGAUGAGCAUGAUCAGCGGAUCUCCUGGGGAUCAGCGGACAGCAACGAUAAAGGCAGUCUGGUCAUGUCUGAAGUGAGGAUGGAUCUGGAAUUUUUUGUGCUGUAAAGGUUCAGAACCGAACAGAAAAUCUCGCCUCCUUUAGUUUUAAGAGAAGCCAAAUAGUGAAUUCCUUCCUGUUCUGACUUUUCUGUGUUUUGGUCGUUUGAACUUCUUCAUACUUUAGCUCUCACAACAUUUGCUGUUAAAAUGUUCAGCUUUAGACAAAGACUUUGUUCAAACAAAAAUAUGAAGAGCUUUAUGUUUGACUAACAUUUAAAAACGGUGUGAUCAGCUAAUUCAGCAAUAUUGACUAUCUUGAGAAUCUGACAAUAGAAAAAUGGCAUUUGUGAAGGAAAGAGGGUGUACUGAACGGGUUAAACCAACGCAAACCUGCAUGUCAGUAGAAAUGUAAAUAAAGGUGUUUAAAGUCUCUGUAGAAAUUCCCUUUUUUAUAAUCGUUUGCUCUGAUGAAGGUACUUUUCAUUACUUUCAAAAGGUUAAGAAGUACUGUAGUUACAUUUGAUAAAAUCUCACUACUUUCCACCUAAAGUUACUGCUUCACCUUUUUGCAGAACAUUUUUCAUUCUCAAAUCAUUUAGUUCAACUUGUACUACAUAAAAUGAUUAAAUGAACUGAGUUUAAUAAAAGAUCAAAUGUGUUUACACGUCUGUGGAAACCGCUUCUGCUGCUGUGUGGGUUUGACCUGGACUUUGGACUGGCUGACUUUUUGUUUGGUCACGUGAUCAGAUUCUCCUCUGUUCUGUUCUCUGCUUUCUGAUUGGUAAACUGGUGUAAUCUCCUGCCCUCGUGUUGGCGUGCUCCUGCCCCUCCCCUCUGCGUCUGUGACUUUGACGUAAAUUGACGUGUGUGACCGUCAAACAUCACCUGACUUUGAAAUAAAGGGUGAUUUUUACAUUU
Molecule: messenger RNA, 2585 nt
Organism: Oryzias latipes (Japanese medaka)
Lineage: Eukaryota; Metazoa; Chordata; Actinopteri; Beloniformes; Adrianichthyidae
Gene: aph1b
Product: aph-1B gamma-secretase subunit
Biological process (GO): positive regulation of catalytic activity; protein processing
Cellular component (GO): membrane
Source: RefSeq, a predicted model, not a curated record